This is a messenger RNA of Arvicola amphibius (Eurasian water vole), 3060 nucleotides long. It is a transcript of the gene Pdzd7, whose product is annotated as PDZ domain containing 7. Gene Ontology annotation, cellular component: plasma membrane; cilium; stereocilia ankle link complex. Gene Ontology annotation, molecular function: protein binding. Gene Ontology annotation, biological process: sensory perception of sound; auditory receptor cell stereocilium organization. NCBI's taxonomy places the organism in Eukaryota, Metazoa, Chordata, Mammalia, Rodentia, Cricetidae. The record is from RefSeq and is a predicted model, not a curated record.
AUGGCACGUGGUUUCACAGUGGGCUUUGACCCAUCAGGUCUAGGAGAACUGAGCUCUGGCUCUCUGAGCUCCCUCUCCUCCCGAGGCCAUCUGGGCAGCGACUCGGGCGCCACAGCAACACGAUACUUGCUGAGGAAGCAACAGCGCCUGCUGAAUGGCCCCCCCCGGGGAAUCCGAGCCUCAUCACCCAUGGGCCGAGUCAUCCUCAUCAACUCCCCCAUUGAAGCCAACAGUGACGAGAGUGACGUCAUCCACGCAGUUCGGGUGGAGAAGAGCUCCUCUGGGAGGCUGGGUUUCAGUGUGAGAGGCGGCUCCGAGCAUGGCCUGGGCAUCUUUGUCAGCAAGGUGGAGGAGGGGAGCAGUGCAGAGCGGGCUGGCCUGUGUGUGGGGGACAAGAUCACGGAGGUGAACGGACUGAGUCUGGAGAGCACCACCAUGGGCAGUGCCGUGAGGCUGCUGACCAGCAGCAGCUGCCUGCACAUGAUGGUGCGGCGCAUGGGCCGUGUGCCUGGCAUCAAGUUCUCCAAGGAGAAGACCACAUGGGUGGAUGUGGUGAACCGGCGGCUGGUGGUGGAGAAGUGUAGUCCAACAGCAUCGGACAGCAGCUCAGAAGACGGUGUGCGGCGCAUCGUCCACCUCUACACGACCUCCGAUGACUUCUGCCUAGGCUUCAACAUCCGCGGGGGCAAGGAGUUCGGUCUGGGCAUCUAUGUGUCUAAAGUGGACCAUGGUGGGCUGGCUGAGGAGAACGGCAUCAAAGUGGGGGACCAGGUCCUGGCAGCCAACGGUGUCAGGUUUGAUGACAUCAGCCACAGCCAGGCCGUGGAGGUGCUGAAGGGCCAAACGCACAUAAUGUUGACCAUCAAGGAGACCGGCCGGUACCCUGCCUACAAAGAGAUGGUUUCUGAGUACUGCUGGCUGGAUAGAUUGAGCAACGGGGUACUGCAGCAGCUGUCCCCAGCCUCUGAGAGUGGUUCCAGCGUCUCCUCCUAUGCCUCCAGUGCCCCCUGCAGCUCAGGCUCACUGCCCUCUGACCGCAUGGAUGUCUGUCUGGGGCCCGAGGAGCCCAGUGGCUGUGGCCCAGGCUGGGGACGGGCAGACACAGCCAUGCAGACUGAGCCCGAUAUGGGCAGCCAUGUGGAAACUUGGUGCAGCAUCCGGCCAACUGUCAUCCUCAGGGACACGGCCAUCCGCUCUGAUGGUCCCUCUUCUACCCGACGCCUUGAUUCUGCACUUUCAGAGUCGCCCAAGACUGCUCUGCUGCUGGCCCUGAGCCGACCCAGGCCUCCCAUCACACGGUCCCAGAGUCACCUGACACUGUGGGAGGAGAAGAAACAGCGGAAGAAGGAGAAGUCAGGGUGCCCCGGGGAGAAGGGGGCCUUGCAGCGCUCCAAGACACUGAUGAGCCUCUUCUUCAAGGGAGGGCGGCAGGGGCGGCAAGCAGGGGACGGGCACAGAGAGGCCUGGACACUGGACAGUAGAAGCCCCACCAAAGUCCGCCCUCGCCUGGACCUGGAGAAAGCAGGGAGCGUGGGGCCUGUGCAGAAGUUUGUCACCUGGAGACUGAGACGUGAUCGGGAGAGGGGCCGGGCCCUGCUCUCUGCCAGGUCUGGAAGCCCCUCCGGCCAGCUGCCCAAUGUGGAUGAGCAGGUGCAGGCCUGGGAAAGUCGACGGCCCCUCAUUCAGGACCUGGCCCGGCGACUGCUGACAGACGAUGAAGUACUAGCGGUCACUCGCCACUGCUCCCGGUAUGUCCAUGAGGGUGGUGUGGAGGACCUGGUGCGCCCCCUGCUGGCCAUCCUGGACAGGCCGGAGAAGCUGCUGCUGCUGAGGGACAUCAGGAGUGUGGUGGCCCCCACGGACCUCGGCUGCUUUGAUAGCAUGGUGAUGCCUGCGGAGUUGGAGGCUUUUGAGGCUCUCAAGAGCAGGGCAGUUCGGCCUUCUGCUUUGAGACCAACCAGGCAAGACACGCCACCCAAGCGUCACCUCAUCACCCCUGUGCCUGACAGCCGUGGAGGCUUCUACUUGCUGCCAGUGAAUGACUGCUCAGAGGAAGACCAUGGCGAGAUCCGGGAGAGGCUGGGGGGCCUUAAGGUCUCCCUCAGUGCCUCUGCCCCUCGCCACCACCAUAAAGGAAUCCCCCCUCUACAAGAUGUACCAGUUGAUGCCUUCUCUCCUCGCCGCAGCGCAUGCACACCCCCUCCCCAGCCGCCUCCUGUGGCUCCCCGGCCUCCCAGGCCUAACUGGUUACUGACAGAACCCCUAAGCAAAGAGGAGGUUCAGCAGAACGAGAGCCAGACCCCAGCCCAAAGCCGCAGUCACAGCCGCAGCCGCAGCCGGGGUCGAGGCAAGUCCCCUGGGCGCAGGAGCUCCCCAUCCCCAGCACCCAUCACCACUGCCACCACAGCCAACGGGCGUUACCACAGGCCUCGGAAGGCAAGGCCCUUGCUUCCACGACCUCUGGACGGGCAGGAGGCCAAAGUGGAAGCUAGGCAAGGGCCCUUGGAGAAUGGAGUUAAUGGGACGGUUGAGAUGACCAGAAAAGCCUCCACUGGAGAGCUGAGGACAGUCACGCUAUCUAAGAUGAAGCAGUCUUUGGGCAUCAGCAUCUCUGGGGGUAUCGAGUCCAAGGUGCAGCCCAUGGUGAAGAUAGAGAAGAUCUUCCCAGGAGGCGCUGCUUUCCUCUGCGGGGCCCUGCAGGCUGGCUUCGAGCUGGUGGCAGUGGAUGGAGAGAGUCUGGAGCAGGUGACCCACCAACGAGCCGUGGACACCAUUCGCAGAGCAUAUAGAAACAAGGCUCGGGAGCCUAUGGAGCUUGUGGUCAGGGUCCCUGGGCCUGGCCUGCUGCCCUUAUCCUCUGCUUCGUUAGCCUUCAAGGACCAGAGCCUUCCCUCUGACGGUUCCUCUGCCCACGGACCCCUUGACAAUACCCCAGCCCACCACCAGCUGCCACCCCCUGAGGCUGGGCAACUACAGCAGACUCCCAGCCCAGCCCUUCAGGCUCCUUACAGCACCUCCAAACUCUCCCCUCUUAAGGGUUCCCAUGACCCUUCCCACUGA